Messenger RNA from Myripristis murdjan (pinecone soldierfish), 4070 nucleotides. It is a transcript of the gene tmtc1, whose product is annotated as transmembrane O-mannosyltransferase targeting cadherins 1. Bases 71 to 2674 code for a protein of 867 amino acids. Gene Ontology annotation, molecular function: protein binding; mannosyltransferase activity. NCBI's taxonomy places the organism in Eukaryota, Metazoa, Chordata, Actinopteri, Holocentriformes, Holocentridae. The record is from RefSeq and is a predicted model, not a curated record. Gene Ontology annotation, biological process: protein O-linked glycosylation via mannose; RNA processing. The transcript has 19 exons.
UGGACGUGUCCUCCGGUGCUCCCAGCUUGAUUCCCAGACCAGCGGAGCCGCGGGAGAAGCCAGGCCCGACAUGACAGCGCCGGGACGGGAGAAGAAAGCCCGCCAGCUGCGGGUGUCCGUCCGGCCGGAGGCGAUGUGGGCGGCGGGCCGGUACUUGGUGCUGGCCGCUCUGUGCGCCCUGUGCUACAGCAACUCUCUGCACGGGGAGUUGGUGCACGACGACGUGUGGGCGAUCAUCAACAACCCAGACGUCCGACCGGCGUCCAGCCUCAGAAACAUCUUCAGCAACGACUUCUGGGGCAAGAGGAUGGCGGACAAUACGAGCCACAAGUCCUACAGACCGCUGUGCAUCCUCACCUUCAAGUUGAACAUCCUGCUGGGUGGCAUGACACCUUUCUAUUUCCACGUGGUGAACGUGUGUUUGCACUGCGCCGUGACCUGCCUGCUCAUGCACACGUGCGAGCGCUGCGUGUUCGACGACUCGCGCCUGGCCUUCAUCACGGCGCUUCUCUUCUCCGUCCACCCCAUCCACACCGAGGCCGUGUCUGGUAUCGUGGGCAGGGCCGACGUCUUGGCCUGUCUGCUGUUUCUGCUGACGUUCCUCUCCUAUAUUAGGAGUGUAGGUGUGUGUGUUUCCGCGGACGCCGUUCCCUCCACGGUGUCCGUGUGCUCCCUGGUCGCCAGUUUGCUCCUGGGCACGUGCGCCAUGCUGGUCAAGGAGACGGGCAUCACCGUGUUUGGAGUGUGUGUGCUGUACGACGCCCUGGUGCUCUGCCGCAGACCCCUCAUCUCUCACCUGUCUGGCUCCAGACUCAGGGACCUCCUCCACAUCUGCAGCCCCCUCAUCAAACGAGCCUGCCUCAUCUCUGGCUAUGUGGUGAUCAUCAUGUCGUUCAGGCUGUGGCUGAUGGGGGGGUCCAUGCCUCUUUUCUCUGAACAGGACAACCCUGCCUCUUUCUCCCCUCACCUACUCACCAGGUUUUUGACCUACAGUUACCUGUUGUCCUUUAACGCCUGGCUGCUGCUGGCGCCCGUCGUGCUGUGCUACGACUGGCAGGUGGGCAGCAUCCCCCUGGUGGAGUCGCUGGGUGACGUGCGCAACUGCGCCACCGUGCUGUUGGCCGUGGCGAUGCUCGCCCUCUGUCUGCAGUGCGUCUCCUCGCUGCAGAAGCAGGAGAGCAGGGAGGUCUUGGUGGGGAUUUUGUUCCUGGUGUUUCCUUUCAUUCCUGCCAGUAACCUUUUCUUCAGGGUGGGAUUUGUGGUGGCUGAGAGGGUGCUGUACAUGCCCAGUAUGGGUUACUGUAUCCUGGUGGUCCACGGUCUGGGUCGGCUGUGCUCGGUGGUGGGCCGCUGGGGCACCACGGCCCUCAGCGUCUCCAUGCUGCUGCUGCUGCUGCUCUUCUCCUGGAAGACGGUCCAGCAGAACCACAUCUGGCUCUCCAGGGAGGCCCUCUUCCGGUCUGGUAUCCAGACCCUGCCUCACAACGCCAAGGUCCACUACAACUACGCCAACUUCCUGAAAGACAGCAGUCGGCACCAGGAGGCCAUUCACCACUACACCACUGCCCUCAGGCUGUAUCCUCGCCACGCCAGCGCCAUGAACAACCUGGGCACUCUGACACGCCACCCAGAGGAGGCAGAGCGCUACUACAGGCAAGCCCUGGACAUCAACCCACAGCACAACAGAGCUCUGUUCAACCUGGGAAACCUGCUCAAGUCCCAGGGCAAGGAGAAAGAGGCCGAGGCCCUGCUGAGGGACUCCAUUCGCUUCGGUCCACAUUUCGCUGAUGCUUACUCCAGUCUGGCGUCACUGUUCGCUGAGCAGAAGCGGUUUCCUGAAGCGAAUGAAGUGUAUCUGCAAGGCAUUGAGAACUGCCCCGACAGCUCCGACCUGCAUAACAACUACGGAGUUUUUCUGGUGGAUACAGGAGAAGGGGAGCUGGCUGCGGCCCACUACCAGCAAGCCGUCCGACUCAAACCGGCCCACUACGUCGCCAUGGUGAACUUGGGCCGCCUCCUUCGCUCCUCCAAUGAGAACAAAGAGGCGGAGUCUUGGUAUAAGAGGGCGCUGCAGGUAACGAGGAAGGUGGACAUCCUGACGCCACUGGGGGCGCUGUACUACAACACAGGCCGCUACGAAGAGGCUCUGCAGGUGUACCGAGAGGCUGCCGCACUGCAGCCGGACAGCACGGAUAUCUGGCUGGCCCUGGCUCAGGUUUUAGCCAUGGCCGGUCGCACCAAAGAGGCAGAGAAAAUGACCCUGGGCAUCAUAUCUCGACAGGGCAGCUGUAUCGAAUGUUACCGACUCCUGUCUGCCAUCUACAGCAAGCGUGGCAAUUACACACAGGCUCUGGACGCUCUGGACCGAGCCCUGCAGCAGAAUCCCAGCGAUCUGACGGUGAGAGCCGAGCUGCACUUCUCCAAAGGAAACCAGCUCCGAGAGAUGAACCAGCUGGAUCGAGCCUUCGAGAGUUAUAAGCUCGCUGUGGAACUCAAGCCUGACCAGUCGCAGGCCUGGAUGAACAUGGGAGGGAUUCAGCAUAUCAAGGGGGAUUACGCAGCAGCCAGGAUGUACUACCAGAGAGCUCUGCUUCUCAGCCCCGGGUCCAAACUCCUGAAGGAGAACCUGGCCAAGCUGGACCGUCUGGAGAGGAGACUGACAGGGGGAGCGUAGACCACCACGGCCCCCAGGACGCUGCACCAACCUGGGCAUGCACCAGGGGAGGGCAACGGGGACCCUGGAGCCCCAAAACCAGCCCACCAGGCUGCUGGAUAAAAUGGACCUGGUUCUGCCUGUCUGAGAAGACAGGAGGAGGGUGGAUAUGACGGGGUGUGAGGAGGCGGAGGGGGUGAGGAGCCAGAGUCGGGGGGGAUGAAGGAAGCGGGUCAAGCCAGAGCCGAGAAGCCUUUCCUGGGGUACGCAGGAGAAAAUGGCUCCUUGGAGGCUUCUGGUGAAGACCCAGUGAGGAGGAAAAAAAGACAUCCUGCGAGUUGGAGCUCCACACACAGCCCUGUCUGCAUCAGCUUUAAUUAAACACACACACACACACAAACAUCUGCUUUACACAUUUGUGUUUUCUUUUUGUUUUGAUUGAUUUUAAGUUCAUAUGAAGUCAUUCCCCCAUGUGGCACUUAACAGCUCAGAUUAGCAGUCAAUCCUCCGCUCUGCCUGUGAUAAUUUUCCAUGCACUUUCAUGUCUGAGCAGUGGAAGUGUAAGGAAAAUGUCAUGUUCAUGAGUAAUAGGAAGGGAUUUGAUACUAGGAUUAAUUUAAUACUACUCUCUGUCGUGGAACAGUACAUCGAGCACACUGCAAGAAACAUCAAUGAUAACAAGUCAUUUAGUCUCAUUAAGCAUUAUAAAAACUUGUUUUUUCUUACAACAAGUGAAAAAAUCUGAGAUAAUCCCACUUGUUUCUAAUGUAAUUUAGUUUGUUCUCGAAGUAUAAAUAUGUUCAAGGCAGGAUGAGGCAGAUUAGCCCACUAGUAUCAGUGCAAUUCUGUAAAUAUUAGAAACAAGUGGGAUUAUCUCACCCUGCUAGCAGUUUUUUUUUUCACUUUGUUUGAAUAAAAACAAGAUUUUAACACUAAAUUUGAUACUAAAUGAGUUUUUUUUUGCAGUGUGUAACAUUUCAUCAGGAAUAAAAACUCAUUUUUUGGAGGUAAUGACAAUAUGGUGAACUUUUAAACCUGAUGCAUCUCAGAUUAGGUGACUUUUUAGAAAUAUAUAAUAAGAUUUAUAAAGAUUGCUUUCUUAAUAAACCUAAAACACACCCUGUCCACUUGACCUCCAUGUCGAAAACUGGCUCCAAGGCCUGGCGUCCCAAGCCUUUUGCAAGUGUAAUAAGCUAGUGUGUCUGCUCCUGUUUUUCAGGAUUUGAAACUUGUGGCUUCACGCGCACCCAUACCCUCAUAUGAAGAUUUCUGAUGGACCGUUUGUUUGUAUUUCUGUUGCUGUCGCUGUUGAUUGUGAAUGAAAUUUGUUGUGGAAUGUAAAAUGGUAUGAAGUUGAACUGACAAGUGCAAUGACUGACUUGCACCAUGAAAAUAAAAUAUAUAUGUUUUAUUAUAA